AUUUCAAUCUGUUAUAAUAAUCUGUGAAAAUGAAAAUAUAAAUAUCUUACUGCAAUAUUUUAAAAUCACUUUACUAGCAAAAAGAUUUAUCAAAGUACAUAAAACAGUUUAAUUUACUGUUCAAAAUAAAUAUUAUACCAUUUAUAAACAAUUUUAUUGAAGGUUAUCUAAUAUGGAAUUACAGUGCAAAGUCCAGAAUUACGAUUGGGGCAAAUUGGGUCAUGAGAGCAAAGUUGCUAAAUUACUGUCUAGUGGUGAUACAAAUACUCAAAUAGAUUCUUCUAAACCCUAUGCUGAGUUAUGGAUGGGAACACAUCCAAAUGGGCCAUCUCUUAUCAUAGAGAGAAAUAUACUUCUUUCGGAGUACAUAAAAGACAAUGUGGAUGCUAUUGGUCCAUUGGUGCAGAAAAGGUUUGGUGUAUCUGUGCCCUUUCUCCUAAAAGUCUUGUCUAUUAAGAAGGCUCUCUCGAUACAGGCACAUCCUAAUAAGGAACAUGCGGAACAAUUACACACUUUAUUUCCUGAGAUGUAUAAGGAUCCAAAUCAUAAACCAGAGCUUGCUAUAGCACUGACACCUUUUGAAGCUCUUUGUGGUUUUCGACCCAUUUCAGAAAUUAAAGGAUUUCUAUCUAAAUUGCCUGAACUGACUGAAAUUCUAUCUAAAGAUUCUUUAGAUGGUAUAUUGAAAUAUGAAGAGGGAGAUUCUGCUUUAGUAUUGAAGAAAGUUUUUGACUCCUUGAUGUCUAAUGAUAAAACUAUUGUUGCUAAAAGCUUGGAGAAAUACAUAAAAAGAAUAAGUAGUGCAGAUGAGUCAGUCAAGUCUGCUCUGCUAUUUAAUACAUUACAAAAGCUGUAUUCUGAGUUUCCUGGAGAUGUUGGUUGUUAUGCUCCAUACUUCAUGAACCUCAUGCAUCUUCGUCCCAGCCAGGCUAUAUUUCUGAAACCAAACCUCCCACAUGCAUAUUUAAGUGGAGAUUGUGUUGAAUGUAUGGCCUGUUCGGACAAUGUGGUGCGAGCCGGUCUGACUCCAAAACACAUUGACCUGCCAACCCUCAUCAACAUGCUGGACUACACCAGCUACACUCCUGAGCAGAUGCUGUUCAAUCCUAUGAUGGAAGACGAGAAUAGCUGCAUCUGGCGACCGCCUGUACCUGAUUUUGCUGUUGUUAAAAUUAAAGUGCUGAAUGGUGAUUCCUACAAUACAAUAAUUCGUCCUAGUCCCAGCAUAAUAAUCUUCAUAUCAGGUGAGGGGGAGGCGUGUGACACAGAACCUGUUAGAGUUAGAUCGGGUACAGUGUUGUUCUUAAAAGCGAGCAGACAAUUGACCAUCACACCAGCUACGGAACAUCUGGAGGCUUACCAAGCUAUCUGCAAUGUUUAA
Molecule: messenger RNA, 1381 nt
Organism: Papilio machaon (common yellow swallowtail)
Lineage: Eukaryota; Metazoa; Arthropoda; Insecta; Lepidoptera; Papilionidae
Gene: Mpi
Product: mannose-6-phosphate isomerase
Exons: 7
Coding region: 173-1381 (402 amino acids)
Biological process (GO): carbohydrate metabolic process; GDP-mannose biosynthetic process
Cellular component (GO): cytosol
Molecular function (GO): mannose-6-phosphate isomerase activity; zinc ion binding
Source: RefSeq, a predicted model, not a curated record